AGACUAUAUAUAUAUAUGUCAUCUAAUCCAUAUAUUGUUCACAUUUCACAUUCACAUUCACAUAUAAAAAACACAAAAGACACACGCAAAAAUAGCUUAUAAGAAUCUUUUACUACUGAAUUUGAUUAUAAGAUCUGUAUCUUUUUCAAUGUCAGGAAUAUGUUCUGCUUUUAACACCCCCAGGUUUGUUCUUAACAAGUUUUUAGCCAAAUCUCAACGUGAAGGAGAUGGUGCUGUUGUUAGAAGAGGCAUUGGAAGAAGUGAGUUGAAGAACUUGGAUCCUUUUCUAAUGUUGGAUCACUUCUCAGUAUCUCCUCCUGGAGGAUUUCCUGAUCAUCCACACAGAGGUUUUGAGACAGUCACCUACAUGCUAGAGGGAGGUAUAACUCAUCAAGAUUUUGCUGGCCACAAGGGUACAAUAAGAACUGGUGAUGUUCAGUGGAUGACUGCAGGGAGGGGAAUUAUUCACUCUGAAAUGCCUGCAGAAGCAAAAAACAAUGGACUGCAAUUGUGGAUCAAUUUAGCAUCUAAUGACAAAAUGAUUGAGCCAAACUAUCAAGAACUUCUAAGUGAGAACAUACCAUCAGGAGAAAAAGAUGGUGUUGAAGUGAGAGUGAUAGCAGGAGAAUCAAUGGGAGUGAAUUCACCUGUUUACACAAGAACACCAACCAUGUUCCUUGAUUUCACCAUGAUGCCAGGAACUCAAGUUCAUCAAACUAUUCCUGAGUUAUGGAAUUCAUUUGCAUACAUAAUUGAAGGAGAAGGUGUUUUUGGUUUACAAAAUUCAUCACCAAUUGUGGCUCACCAUAUCAUUGUUUUCACUCAAGGUGAUGGACUUAGUGUUUGGAAUAAUAACUCUUCAAAGCCUUUGAGGUUUGUGCUCAUUGGUGGACAACCAUUGAAUGAACCUAUUGCUCAAUAUGGUCCUUUUGUCAUGAAUACACAAUCUGAAAUUGAGAAGACUAUUGAAGAUUAUCAAUAUGGUAGGAAUGGUUUUGAGAUGAGGCUAAAUUAUAGGUCUCAAUAGUUAGUUAUUAUCAAGACUUUUUUCUACUUAGCUAAGCUAAGAUUAAUUUAUUAUAGCAUUUAAUUUAUAUAUAUCGUCGACGCAAAUUUUUUCAAACAUUGUCAAUCAAUCACAAUCGUUAUAAUAUUAAGAAUGUUUAACUUUUAUCAUAACGAUUUCUAAAAUCACAUAUAUGAUUGAUUGUGAUUUAUUGACAGUUUAAAUUAUUUAUAUUGGCGAUGUAUCAAAAUUAAACUCUUUAUUUUAUUUAUAUGAAAUAAAAAAAUAACAAGGUUGCUUUUCAGCUAUCCUUUUCAAUGUUAUAAGCAUAGCUAUCAAGGUAGUAGGAGCUGAAAAGAUAUCUUUGGUUAUUAUUGUAUCAUUUCCUUUUCCAUGUACUAAAAGUUUCUAGAAGAUUUAAAUUGCUGCUGGUGCAAGUGCAACUAUAAUUUGUCUCUCAAGUCAUCAUGGGUCAGCUUAUCUUGACCUUUUUCCCCCUUUCAUGA
Molecule: messenger RNA, 1512 nt
Organism: Medicago truncatula (barrel medic)
Lineage: Eukaryota; Viridiplantae; Streptophyta; Magnoliopsida; Fabales; Fabaceae
Product: pirin-like protein 2
Exons: 7
Coding region: 149-1027 (292 amino acids)
Source: RefSeq, a predicted model, not a curated record